This is a messenger RNA of Lichtheimia ornata, 2271 nucleotides long. RefSeq lists its product as uncharacterized. The transcript is spliced from 5 exons. Bases 1 to 2271 code for a protein of 756 amino acids. Gene Ontology annotation, molecular function: glutamine synthetase activity. The record is from RefSeq and is a predicted model, not a curated record. Lineage: Eukaryota; Fungi; Mucoromycota; Mucoromycetes; Mucorales; Lichtheimiaceae.
AUGACACAUCAAGCAAGAAUCUCUACAGUUGUUGAGAGCCUUACCAAGGCACCUCGCAGUAUUCAGCUAUCUGAUCGCAAUGGAAAGGUCCAGCCGAUCACUGAAGUUUAUGGCAAGAACGUGUUCUCUCUCAACGAAAUGUCAAAAAUGCUCCCAAAGCCUGUGUUCAAGAGCUUCAUGAACCAACUUCGUGGCAAUGAAAGCUUGGAUAGACAAACUGCUGAUGCUAUCGCACACGCCGUCAAAGUGUGGGCUAUCGAGCGUGGCGCUACUCAUUUCACCCAUUGGUUCCAGCCAAUCACUGAUUCCACUGCCGAAAAGCAUGACUCAUUUUUGACAUUGAAAUCUAGUUAUAUCAAUGGAUUUGAAGAGGUCACUGCUCUUGAAACAUUCUCUGGAUCCCAGUUACUGCAAUCAGAACCGGAUGCAUCAUCUUUCCCUUCAGGUGGAAUGCGAACCACGUUUGAAGCACGUGGUUAUACUGUCUGGGAUACGAAGAGCCCAAUGUUUAUUCAAGAUGGUCCCCAUGGCACAUCGAUCCUUUACAUCCCUUCGGUGUUCAUUUCUUACAAUGGAGAAGCUCUUGACGAAAAGUCUGUGUUGCUUCGAUCAGUUGAGGUUGUUAACAAGGCAGCUCUUGAUGUACUCUCCUUAAUUGAUGCAGUUGAUGAAGACCAUCCUCGUACCAAGCAAGUAUUUACUACUCUCGGAACGGAGCAAGAAUAUUUCUUGAUCGACCGUGGUCUUUACACUUUGCGUCCCGAUCUCAAGAUUACUGGUCGUACUCUUGUUGGUGGUCUUCCUCCUCGUCAUCAACAAUUGGAAGAUCAUUAUUUUGGCAAGAUCCCUACACGUGUCUUGGCUGCCAUUAGUGAAUGUGAACAUGAACUUGCCAAAUUGGGUGUUCCUAUCAAGACUCGUCAUAAUGAAGUGGCCCCUGCUCAAUUCGAAGUCGCUCCUAUCUUUGAAGAAGCUAUGCUUGCUGUCGAUCACAAUCUUUUGACAAUGGAUGUACUUCAUCGUGUUGCACAUCGCCACAAGCUCAAGGUGUUGUUCCACGAGAAGCCUUUCCGUGGUGUCAAUGGCUCCGGAAAGCAUUGCAACUGGAGUUUGUCCACUGAUCAAGGCGAUAACUUGCUUGAUCCAUCUUCUAAGCCAGAAACCAACUACCGCUUCUUGAUCUUCUUGGUUGCCGUAUUGAAGGCUGUUCUUGAUCACGGUGAUCUUCUUCGUGCUGGUAUCGCAUCUGCAUCCAACGACCACCGCCUUGGUGCACAUGAGGCUCCCCCUGGUAUCAUUUCCGUAUUCCUUGGUAGUCAAUUGAAUGAAGUAUUGAACGCCAUUGAGGAAGGACGCCCCGUCAACUAUGAUGCUACAGGUACUAAGCUUGAGCAUGUUCGUGUCAAGGGCACAGUAUUGGAUCUCAAGGUGGCUACUUUGCCAAGCAUUGCUCGUGAUUUGACGGACCGCAACCGAACCUCUCCUUUUGCAUUCACUGGCAACAAAUUUGAAUUCCGUGCUGUUGGAUCUAAGCAAUCGGUGUCUUUCCCAGUAUCGCUUCUCAACUCGGCUGUGGCAUCUUCGCUCUUGGAAAUCAAGGAAGCAUUGAUUGCUCAAAAGGGAAGCAAGCCUGUAGCAUCUACUGAAGACCAACUUGCUGUCAUUCGCGAAUUUAUCAAGAAGACUAAGAAUAUCCGUUUUGAAGGAGACAAUUAUUCUGAAGAAUGGGCCCAAGAAGCUGCCAAGCGUUCUCUUCCCAACAUUACCAAAAGUCCUGAAGCCUUCUCUCGUCUACUUCUUAGCAAGAAUGCUGACAUGCUUCAACGUAUGGGCGUGUUUUCUAGUGCCGAGUUGAACUCUCGUUUCCACAUUCUUACGGAAAGAUACUGCAAGGAUAUCAUGAUCGAAGCCCAAACUUUGAUUACCAUGAUUGUUCAACAAGUUUUGCCUGCCGCCUACUCUUACCGCGGUGAAUUGGCUGAUACAGCAUCCAAGGUCAGCUCUUUGGGAUUAGAUGCCAACCCUGAAAGCAGAAUCUUGAAGGGUCUCUCGAGUGUGGUAACCAACUUGCAAGAUCGCACUGAUGAACUCGAGGCCUUGACCAGCAAAAUGACUACCAUCAUGGAAAUUGAAGAACUUGCUAAGUUUGCUAGUGACCAAGUCAUUCCUACCAUGGAAGCCGUUCGUGAAGCAGCAGACUCUUUGGAGAAGACUGUUGCAGACAAGUUUUGGCCCUUGCCCAGAUACACUGAGCUUUUCUUGAACAUCUAG